CCCCCCCCUCCGCCGCGGGGAGGGGGAUGCGGACGGGGGAAGAUGGCGGCCUCGAACAACCCGCGGAAAUUCAGCGAGAAGAUCGCGCUGCACAACCAGAAGCAGGCGGAGGAGACGGCGGCCUUCGAGGAGGUCAUGAAGGACCUCAGCCUGACCCGCGCGCACCGGUUACAGCUGCAGAAAACCCAAUAUUUGCAACUGGGACAGAGUCGUGGCCAGUACUACGGUGGGUCACUGCCAAAUGUGAAUCAGAUUGGGAACAGUGCCAUGGAUCUCCCCUUCCAGACUCCUUUUCAGUCCUCGGGGCUGGACACAAGCAGAACAACUCGGCACCACGGGCUGGUGGACAGAGUGUAUCGUGACAGAAACCGCCUCGGCUCCCCGCAUCGCCGCCCGCUCUCCGUGGAUAAGCAUGGAAGACAAGUGGACAGCUGUCCGUAUGGCACUGUGUAUCUGUCACCUCCCUCAGACACAAGCUGGAGAAGGACAAAUUCCGAUUCUGCCUUGCACCAGAGCACUAUGACUCCAGCUCAGCAAGAGUCCUUCACAGGAGGGUCACAGGACAUCCAGCAGAAAAGAGUUUUGUUACUGACUGUCCCUGGAAUGGAGGAGACCACCUCUGAGGCAGACAAAACCCUCUCUAAGCAAGGAUGGGACACUAAAAAGACUGGGUCAUCGAGACCUAAAUCAUGUGAAGUUCCAGGAAUCAACAUCUUUCCAUCAGCUGACCAGGAAAACACUACAACACUGAUUCCUGCUACGCAUAACACAGGUGGCUCCCUGCCAGACCUGACAAACAUCCAUUUCCCUUCCCCUCUCCCAACACCGUUAGAUCCUGAGGAAUCCACAUUCCCAGCCCUGAGUAGCUCCAAUAGCACCGGAAAUCUUGCUGCCAAUCUGACUCACUUGGGCAUCAGCACGGCCAGUCAGGGAAUGUCGCCGCCGGCUCCGGCCCCGCAGCACCGCCCGGCCGCCGUCAGCCCCCUCUCCCUGAGCGCCGACUCCCGGCGGCCGCAGUCGCAGCAGAUGUCUCCUACACUGUCCCCUCUGUCACCCAUUACUCAGGCCGUGGCUAUGGAUGCAUUGUCUCUGGAGCAGCAGCUUCCCCCAUAUCCAUUUUUUACCCAGACAACUUCCCAGCAACAGCAGCAGACGCAGGUGGCAAGUACCCUGCCUCAGAACACUCCUUUAAUGCAGACCUCUGGCUUACAGCGAGGAGCACAGCUCCCCCCGCUCUCUGUCACGGUACCUUCUACCAUCCCACAGUCACCUCCGGGUAGCCAGACCCAGCCAUCCAUGGGAAUAGACAUCAACUCGGCUUCACUCCAGCAGUACCGCAGUAAUGCUGGAUCCCCAGCCAACCAGUCUCCCACCUCUCCUGUCUCCAAUCAAGGCUUCUCUCCUGGCAGCUCCCCUCAACAUUCUUCCAUUCUGGGGAGUGUAUUUGGUGACUCCUAUUAUGAUCAGCAGAUGACAGCUAGGCAGGCUAAUGCCCUAUCCCACCAGCUUGAACAGUUUAAUAUGAUCGAAAACGCCAUUAGUUCCAACAGCCUGUAUAGCCCCUGCUCCACCCUCAACUACUCCCAAGCAGCUAUGAUGGGGCUCACCGGCAGCCACGGCAGCCUGCAGGACUCGCAGCAGCUCAAUUACUCCAGCCAUGGAAACAUCCCCAACAUCAUUCUUACAGUGACAGGAGAAUCCCCUCCCAGCUUAUCAAAAGAACUGACCAGCUCGUUGGCAGGAGUGGGAGACGUCAGCUUUGACACGGAUUCCCAGUUCCCUCUGGAUGAACUCAAAAUUGACCCUUUAACCUUGGAUGGACUGCACAUGCUGAAUGACCCAGACAUGGUCCUCACCGACCCCGCCACAGAGGACACGUUCAGGAUGGACCGGCUGUGAAGCGCGGACACCAGGAGCGUGGGAAUGACGCUUGUUCCUGGAGCCCAGCCGAACUGGAGAGGCCAGCGGGUCAGUCGUGUGGGAACAGGAGCUGCUGAGAGCAGCAGCUCUGUCCUGUACAACAUGUACAAUGAGUAAAGCUUGUCGUUCUAAGCUUGCAGCGCUGCAGACCCCUACUCCCUGUCGCGCCGUAUUUCACCCCUUACCCGCUCAUUGCUGUGAAUGAGUAAGGAGUUUCCAUCAGCAGUUUCCUCUCCAGAGCCCCACCCUUUCCCCCACCAAAGCUCCAGCGUUAUGUUGUCCAUUUAUCCUUUGCACUAGAAAAGGGGCAGUUGGGGGCAGGCGAGGAAGGCUCAGAGCCAAGGGUAAAGAGAUUCCUUCUAACGUACCAAGCUGUUGGGAGGGGGAGAAGCGCCGCUGUGCGCCCCCUCCCUCUCCCCACGCUGAUCCCGGGGGAGCUGCAGGGGGUUUGGCUCCGCUUUGUGCCACCCGCUUGGUCGAGUGAGACGUUUCUCCCCUCGUGGCCAGGCCGCCCACGGGUGCAGGUUGGUCCCUGGCUGUCACCCUCCUCCUGUCCUCACGCCCCGAGCAGGACCGAGCCCGGCAGCCCCACGGCCGUUUGCCGCUCACCAGGCAACUGAAAACACUAUUUUCAAAGCUUUUUUUUUUGAUAUAUAUGUAAUAUAUAUAUUUAUAUAUAUGUAUACAUAUAUAAGGAGCAUUUCUGAGCACACACAAAAGUACUAUAAUUCGUUACUUGAUCAGCAUGGAGGAAGGAUCAGAACAUUUUAAAGCAGCUAAAAGAAUCUAGGAGACUAACUUGCAGAGCAUGUUCCUAAUGUUACUUUGUGAGAGAUUCCUGGGCAACAGGAAGGGCAUUUCUGUAGCAAUGCCUGGCUCAAAUCACGACUAUUUCUUAUGGUUUAUUUUUUAUUCUUAUUCAUUACUUAUUCUGUUAUCAUUAUUUAUGAUCUUUUUUGUUUGUUUUGGGUUUUUUUUAUUUAAGUAUUUGGAUAGUAGGAAAGUAGCUAAACUACAUACAGCCAACUGAAGCACUCUACAGCAUCCUUGUACAGUCCAUCUUUUUGUGUUUUUAUUCCAGAAAUAUAUUAUAUAUAUUAUAUAUAUAGGUAUUUUUAACUAACUGGAAUUUUAAACAGAUGUUGAGCAGAAGUAAGGAAGCCUACGGCAAGGCUGGAUGUUUUCCUUUUAUAUAGUCAAAACAGGGUGGCAGGAACCUAGCUAUUCCUUCUCUCACCCUGGGGAAGAACUGGCUUGCUCCGCAGUGCUGUGUCCUCGAGCAGGUGGAGGGUCUGUCGAGUUCAUAACGGAUUAUUUCUGUUGGUCCUUGUUCAUCCUCUGGGCUGCAGUGUCAGGGGCCGGUGAGCGACAGAGGGAGAACCCCAACCCCAACCCACCCCUGGACUCUGCAUCAGGGCUGUCACCUUGGUGUUGGGGGUGAAUUGGUGGCGAGUCCCAGGUCUUGUUCCCACUUUGAAAAACACCUUUAAAGACUCAUGAGGAGUCCAGUGGGCUCAAUGCUGAUUGCCAGGGGCCUGUGGAAGCAUUGGCUUGGUUACGCUGUGUCCUGUGCAGUGCCAGAAUCUGCAGGCACAGGGCCCUCCUCUUUACAGAAGUGAGGGAUUAAUGUUAUUUUGAGUCUAACUAACAAAUUAAAGCUCACGUGGCAUCUAACGCUCUGCCCAUGAGGUGAGGGGAUACCUGCUAGAGCACGGCUCUCCUGCACAGGACGGGGCCAACACCCUCAGCCGUUUGGGUUGCAUACACCCCAAAGAGAAGGGCUGGAUGAGUUUCCCUCUCCAGACGAGCUGUGGGUUGUUGGUUCUCCCCUGGCGCGGUAGUUCCGCACCCGCUCGGGGUCUGCAGCAGCUGGAUUUGCUUUUUGGUCCAAAGCCGUGUCUGUUCUUGUAAGCAAGACCCGUCCCCUCAGCUCUCCCACCCGUCCCCUUCCCCUCGAGCAGGGGUCUCCUCGCUGUUGUCAGUGAGCAGUGGUGAAGGUCUGCGGAGGAGCUGGGCUGCUCCUAAUGAGUUAUAUUGGGUUUCUGUGUGCUUCCAGAAAUGGGUGGGAGCCUGUCCUGAGCGCCAGGCAAAGGCUCUGAGCAGAGGCGCUGUCGGGGUCUAACCUGGGUGCGUGUUUGCUCACGUCCGUGCCAUUAGUUGACCAUUUGCACUAAAAAAAAGAUGUUGUUUUUUUCCUUUCGAGCUCUUUCCUUACGUGUGUCUCUUCUGUUCCUUCCCACCCGCCUGGAAGGUUUUCCUGCAUCUCUGUUGAAAACGUUUGGGGUUGUUAUGUCAGGAUUUAAGCCCGGUAGUACAUGUUAACUCCUGGUGUCUGCUUAUUUCAGAUUGCUAAUGCUUUCUUAAUUUAAGGAGGAGAAACAAAAAGGUAGCUUUGAACAGGAGGAUCCCCUAAAAGACCAGGAUAAUUUGGGCACGGGUGACUCGGAGUCCUCGGCUGUGGAACAGCCGAAGGUGCAGCGUGAGUUGGAUCCGCUUCCCGCAGUUCCCGUCGCUCCUCGGCGGCGUUCCCGUGUUGCGCUCGCGUUCCGAUGACUCUCCUGCAUGGAAAUGCUCGUUUGUGAUCUGUUUGUGUUUUUAUUUUGAAACCCAGAGUCACUUCAGAAUGAAGCAUCCAAGUAGGAGACGAGAUUCCUCACUGGAGACUUUUACAGGGAGCUGUUGCUAAACGCUACCUUCUCAUUGGUUUGUAAACUACGCGUGUACAUAAGAGAUCUUGUUUAUUAGACUUGUAAGUAGACAUUUAAAAUGGCCUUAAUUUAAAAAAUAACACGUCUGGAUGCAACUGUCAAAAUUAGGGACCAUCGAGUUGAGAGAAAUCCAGGUUUUGUUCCUUCUGCAAGGGGCGAAGGGCGCUGGGAGCGGGACGGGCUGAGCCAUGGGAAGUGUGCUCCACCUCGGAGCAGGCACAGGCCUGCUAGGACCAACCCUUUGAGAACCAGCGCAGUUACUUCAACACCUCUUGGGUUUUGCCUCCCCAAAAGCCAGGUUCCAGACGGCAUCGUGGAGGAGCUGCACUUCGAGAGGAGUUUUUCUCUCCCUCGCCCAUUAAAAUGUCCAUUUUCCAAUGUGUGUACACACAAGGCUGGUUUUAAAGCAAAGCUGAUCUAUGAGGUUGUGGCACCUUGUGGCUGUGAAAGCGUGGAGUGAAUCCCGGUGCUUUUGGAACAAGUAAUCUGAUUUGGUUUGGAAAACUUAAGAGCUCUGGUUCCAUUUUCAUUGUGCAGGUGGAGCCGUGGGGAAUGGCUGCCCCUUCCCGUCCCGUGAUGGAGGAGAGCAGAAACAGAAAGAUCACUUAGCAAAAAAGAAAUAGAUAUAUAUAAAAAGGAGUAGUAUUUAUAACUUUUUGAGUUAAGUGACGUUGAAGCUGUCUGGUGUCUCAAAGGGUUGCUGUCCAAACUUACCUGCUGAGUGAACCCUGCCCCCUCCCAACACGUGUUUUUAUAGCUAGAGAUAGAAAUAUAUAUUACAAAGCUCCCAAGCUAGACUGUUGCAUUUGCCAAUACAAUGGGGAAAUAACAGGAAUAAACCUUCAGUGCAUCAAAUACUGUGAUUCCCAAGUGGAAAGCCGAGCUUGUGCUGCUUGCAGGGGGCUCUGCCCGCGUACAUACGGUUGUGCCGCGCUUGGCGCCGGCUCGCUACGGCUCCUGCAUGGCAGCGAGCGCCGGCCCUGCAGCCCCUGCUCACAGAGCUGGGGGUUUCCUUUUCAAGAGGGGAAAAGCUUUCCAGAAAGAAGAAAUUGUUCAUUCUUUGUACGUUUUAUGACCUUAUUUUGAAUUGAAUUGAUUUUUGUUUUUCUAAAUAAAAAGAAGUGUGCCUGAGGCCCGGGGGUGAAGCCAGAACGAUGCUCGUGGGCGAACCUGCAGCUAGAGAAGGAGCUGCCCUCCGAGUUUGCCUAAAAUCAGCAUCCCAAAACUUAGAGAAUCCUUUAAACUUCCCUCAAAACCAAGCUCUGGACUGUGCUCGUUUGGUAAAAGCUUGGAUUUCUGUAGAAACACCACUUGAGGCUGGAGGUCCCUCCCGGCAUGAGCACGACGCUGCCCCUGGAAACCCCCUCUGUGCAUGAAGGAAGCGGGAAGCUCCCGUCCCGUUGGGAUUUCGGGAUUCCAACAGCGUUUAUUCCUCUGCGAAGCGGCCCCCCCGUCACUGUGAUGGCAAUGUGAAAGCGCAGGUAGCGUUUGUUCUGUGUCCUUUGUAAAAAAAACAAACAAACCAACCCACAAAAGCCCUUUAAAAAAAAGACAGAAUCAAUUUGUAGUUGUUCCUGUUCUUUGUAUUUUUAGUUGCAUCUUAUUUCUACGGCGCAGUGUAGGCAUGGAUUGCAUGUCGGUUUUCUAUGCGGGCACCAUGACAUUCUAACUGUGUAUUAUAAAUCAUUUUUACCUUUUUAAACAGAAUCAUUGUGUGGAAUUUCUAUACUGCAAACCAAAACACUACAUUACGUACUCAUUUGUGUUAUUUAUUUUACUAUUGGGGGGCGGGGGGUGGUUUUGACUGUGGUGUAUCUCGCCUUAUGUGGGCUUGACCAAUUUUAUCAAAAUAAAGGCCUAAAGGGGUAAAAUAACGUUGGCUGUUUUCUUCAGUGACUUGACUGCGUUGUAGAAGGCGUCAAGGGAAGCAACUCCUUAGCGUAGAGGAUGUGUACAGCAAGAAAAGGCAGCUGUGUGCUGGAGCAACUCCACGUAGCAAGGGGUGAGAAGUGAUUUGAGCCUCAGGUGAGGAGGCGACGCUGGUAACUGCGUAGCGAGGCUGGAGCCCUGCGUCUGAGCCUCCCCACCCGCCUGUACAUGCCCUGAGUCCUUCUGGAGACCCUCGAGAGGGUCGUUCCUUGGCCCAGCCCUGCAGGUCUCUUCUCGCAGGAUCUAAACUCAGACUCUUCCAUGAUUCUGUGGUUCUGAGGUUGCCUGAACUGGGCAGCGCUGAUGUUCUGUAGAUCCCGCUGCUCUGGAGCUGCUCCAGGGUUUCCGCUUCGGUUCUGUCUGAGCACAGGUAAUGAGACCAAGGAGAACAGAGCAAGAGCAGGGGCCUGCCCCCAUUUUCUGUGCCGAUGCAGCUUGGCCAGUGAGGCCCGUGGCAGGGAAGUGUCCCCGGCGUGGGGGUCCUGCUUGUCCCCAGUGGUUUGUGUCCCCGGAGCAGCCGCAGCUCCGUCACUGCUCAGUUUUGAAGGUGUUUUGGGGAGCAGCGUGGUGGUGACGUGCUUUGCACAUCAGUGUGGUCCAAGGGUCCACGUGGCUGGGGGAGGCUGGAGAAGGUGGUGCCAUUGUGGUGGCAGCUUUUCCCCACUCAUCCUGACCCUGGCUGUCUCCUCAAAACCAGCUUGACCUGUUGCUUCAAGGUUAUAACUAAAUGGGAGGCAGGGAAAUGCCUAAACAGCAUUUGGUUUGGUUUAUCUUGGUUCUUUUCACUUUACAUAUUGCCCUUAAGUAGUGACAGGAGCAUGGAGCACACGCUGUGCAUUGAGUAUCUGCUGUAUGUUAUCUGCUUGCUGGAGGCUCGCCGUGGUCGGUGUUGGUGUUCGCUGGGUACGAGGGUCUUGUUCUGUUGGUUGUGUUUCAGUUCAGUGCUUGGUCCAGCUUUAAGGUGAUGCAAUUUGGGACAGAAAACCCACAUGGCAAGAGACCCACACGUCCUUCAUUGCUUCUGCCUUUGCAGGCAGUGUUUCCCUGUGGUGGCUGCUGGUGUGUACAGGCAAGAGCGAUCAUCAGUCACGUUUUCCUGCCGUCCUCCUCUCUCCAGGCUUUUGGAAGCCGGGAUCUACAGGCACACGUUAACGUGGCUUGUUCUGGAGCGUGGACAGGUUGAUGUUCAAUUUAUCACUGGUUCCAGUCUCGUUUGAUUGAGCUCAAAGGUACAAAUAGGAAGUUGAGCCGUUGGUCUGCUCAAUGGCAGCAGUAGUCACCCCUUUCCCAUCGCUGCAGACUGGCAGCUCUGUGCACAGAAGGGACGGCGUUCCCGAGCUGCCAUAGGGGUUCCUCCUCCUCAGUAAGUUGUGUUUUAAUAUCAAUGACAGCUUUUGGGUUAGUCUAGACCUGAGCUUGAGCUUUGCUUUACCUGCAGCAGAAACCCUGAGCUACCAUUGGAGGCAGAAACCUCCCAGGAGGAGCUUCAUCGAGGUUAACAACAGGGCACGUUGGCAUGUCCAUGUUCACGCGGCUUCUGUCGGUCUUAAAACUGUUGGGUUUUAAUGUGUGUUGGAUCAAGUCUUUGUUUCAUAGUGUUUGAAUUCGUUGUGUGUGGUGGAUGGGUCAGAUGAAGCUGACACCGGCGGGUGUUGAACCUGCUGGUGCGUGACAGUUACUGUCUCACAGUGUUAGAUUCUUCUUCUGCUUGAUGUUUUCUGAACCCCGAGAGCUUGGGGGGGCUCUGAUCUCACCCUCAUCUCGCCUCCCGCUUUCCUUAGGCUUUAGGGAAUCCUUCAAUAAAUACAUUGGGAUAAACAGAACUGAGGAUGCAGCAGCCGCCCUCAGCCCUCCCUGCUCUUGUCUUGGAAUUCACCUUCCUCCAGUGCAAGCUGGAUUUGAGCCUCGUAUGAACACUUAACACAGAGAGGAGGUGGCGCUCAGCUCCCGUGUGUCUCAGGAUGAGACAAAGCUGCAAUAGUUGGUGCUUGUGUUGGAGAAGUCUUGGGAGCCAGAGGCCGUGAAGGCUCCCACAGCACUUGUCCUGAAUGGAGCCCGUUGGGAUCCCGCUUUUCCCAUUGUGGAGCACUGAACCCUGCCGGGCUGUCCCAGAGCGGAGCCACUCGCUGCCUGGGGGGCCUCGGAGCUGGGGGGAUCAGUCCAAGACCUGUGUGGGUUCAUCCACCCGUCAGCUCUUCCCUUCCAUGUGCAACAGGAGCUUUUCCCUCUCAAUACGCUUAAAUUGGUGUGACUGAGGAACGGUGAAGGGGAGCGUUGGGUGAGGUUUGUGCUUGUGAGGGCUGGAUGAACUCCGUGUGUGCAGGGCAGGGCUUGGACACGGUGAUGGUCGGAGCUGGAUCCCUUUAAGAGCGAACUCCAAAGGGGUGUCCGGGGAGGCAGCU
Strigops habroptila (Kakapo) is the source of this 8959-nucleotide messenger RNA. RefSeq names its product CREB regulated transcription coactivator 1 (gene CRTC1). Bases 43 to 1899 code for a protein of 618 amino acids. The transcript is spliced from 14 exons. Gene Ontology annotation, cellular component: nucleus; cytoplasm. Gene Ontology annotation, molecular function: cAMP response element binding protein binding. Lineage: Eukaryota; Metazoa; Chordata; Aves; Psittaciformes; Psittacidae. The record is from RefSeq and is a predicted model, not a curated record. Gene Ontology annotation, biological process: positive regulation of transcription by RNA polymerase II; protein homotetramerization.